AAUAGAGAUAGAGACACGUAAAAAUCUAUCAUCGAGAAGAUGGAAAGUAUAUGUGGAGAAUCGCGAGGACGACAUCGAUCAUCGGUGGUGGAUGGAAGUGAUCGUUGAAAGUAAGAUCGAAAGAUCGCUAAGAAAUCGUAAAGAAAGGACCUGGAAUAAAGGGAGAAAUAAGUGAUAAGAUGUCGAUGAAGAGGCUGGCGGUUCUGGCUGCGGUACAAACGGCACAAAACGCGCACAACGGCACCCUGACAUCCUCCUGGUCGGCUGCCGGAGGUGGAGGUGGUGGUAGUAGUAGUGGUGGUGGUGGUGGUGGUGGUACCUACGUAAUCCAGGGUUACAACAUGUCGACAAACGAUGGUGGAAGGACGAGUCGUUUCGAGACGAACCUCCACGGGAACGUCAACAUUCUACUAGGAGGAGCGAUGCUGAGCGGCGUUGUAAUCGUCGUAGUUCUCGUCUGUUACUGCUGUCACAGAAACAUAAGAAAGCAUCAGCCUCAGGAAUAUUCUCAAUACUGGAGGGCUGAACCGGAUGUUCAUAGCCUCGAAGUAUUCACAAUGGAUUCUCACGCGAUGCAGUGUUACGAGAGGGCGGGGGUGACGAUGGAUCGCGAGGGAGGGAUGUUGGCGUCGGUUCCACGCCCCGUAACCCCUGGACCGCCGCCGGCCUACGAAAGUCUGAUUUUCAACUCCCAACAUGGACUCGCCGCUUCGCCCCACGAGAAAAAGGAGAGUCAAACGACACCUGGAGGCGACGCCUCGACGCCGCUUUCCGUCCUCCUCGACGCAGCGACGGAAAACCCUGCAGGGAUUGCAAAGGAGGAGGAAUCCCGUCGCGACGACGAAGGGCUGCCUUCCUACGAAGCUGCGUUGAAGCUUGAGGCGAACGGAUACGUCUGAUUGUUAAUCGGAUAAACGAUCCGUGGAUUUAAUUAAAUUCCAAGGGGAAGAGGAUUG
This is a messenger RNA of Diprion similis, 956 nucleotides long. RefSeq lists its product as uncharacterized. Lineage: Eukaryota; Metazoa; Arthropoda; Insecta; Hymenoptera; Diprionidae. The record is from RefSeq and is a predicted model, not a curated record. The transcript is spliced from 3 exons. The coding region runs from base 180 to 899 and encodes 239 amino acids.